CGAACGCGAGUGGUUUACAUAAGAUCGCAUCCUUUUUUUUCAUAUUUUUUAAUUGUUCAACAAGGAUAAGGGAUAUUUUUCCCCCAGUGAAGUGUGCUAUGCAAAUUGAAAUGUGGCUAAAUGUUGUGAUCACUCUAAUCCUGGCCGGAUCCUCGCUGUCCAACGCCUUCUGGUGGCCAAAAACAACAACGGAAACCAGGGAGCCCAGUGGUGGUCCAAUGCUGCAGCAAAUCCCGCUCACCUACUUCCGCACGUACACCUAUCAGCCGUUGGCUCCCGGAUUCUUUGGAUUUGGAGCUCCACAGACACCAAUGCUACCAGGACCACCCCACCAGUAUGAUCCUUAUGCGGUGAACAGUUACGGGGCUGGCCGACGACACGACACCGUUCCCAGGCAGGAAGUGAGUGCGCCCAGUAGUACAACUACCAGCACGACCAGCACCACUCCGGCUCCAACGACCACAACGACUACGACGACGACAACCACGCCGGCUCCAACCACCACGACCAGUACCACCACUAGCACCACAACGCCACCACCUCCUCCUCCGCCAGUGGCCCAGUCCACCAGCAGCAGCUUCUCCGAGGGAUCCACCUCCAGUUUACUACGCUUCGGCGAAUAUCCCACGUACAAUCGCCGGGUGAGCAACCUCUACAAUGCCAGGCCGCAGUAUCCGUAUCCGGACUACUUCAACUACCAGCCGCCGCAGCAGCAGUCGCAGAAUGUGAUGUCGGAGCAGGGGGUCUCCUCCAGUGGCAGUCGCAUCCAAUUUGUGCCCUGCAUGUGCCCCGUUAGCAUGCCCAGUUUGCUCCCAUCCUCGACGGCGGCCACAACGUCUACCCAUCCGGGCACUUCACCCACUUCUUUCGCAUCACAGCCGGCGGCUCGUCACAUCGAACGGCAGGAAUUGGAAGCGGAUGCUGAUGGCGAGACAGUCGGCGAGGGAGAGGAAGAGGAGGAGGAGGAGGACGAGGAGGUGGUGGAACAGGUUCAGGAGGAGGGUUCCACCAGUAGUGUUAAGCCAAUUCUCGACUGAUUCGUCACUUUAAUGGGGGUGCCAUCAAAAAUCUCUUUCAACCACAUACCACCGCAUCUAAACGGAUGAGAUAUCUGGAAAAUCCCUGUAAAUACAAUUAUUAAAUGCCUGCCCACAGAA
Messenger RNA from Drosophila suzukii, 1157 nucleotides. RefSeq lists its product as uncharacterized. The record is from RefSeq and is a predicted model, not a curated record. NCBI's taxonomy places the organism in Eukaryota, Metazoa, Arthropoda, Insecta, Diptera, Drosophilidae.